AUGGCGGAGAUACCUCAGGAAGAUGCUGGAGAAGCAGCAGACAGAGCUCCUGGCCUCCAUGACACAGUUCAUGAGACCUCCGGCCCCCUCACACCCUCAGGCCAAGUUCAAUGGCAAAGCAAACAAUGUGGAGACUUCAUCAGGCAAUGUGAGAAUGUCUUCUCCAUUGAAAGCCAGUUCUUUACCUACGAAGAGGUUAGGAUCCGAUAUGCUGGUAACCUGAUGGAAGGAGAAGCCCCAGCCAACUGGUAUGAGGCUUACCACAGCUCCAUUGACCAAGCUUCUGCCAACCGGAUAGCUGGGAUGUCUGUGGUGUUAGAUGAGAAAUGGAAGUGCUGGGAUUCCUUUGUGGAUGCUCUCAGAGCAGCCUUUGGCGAAGCUAUCUCUAGGGAUGAUGCGGCAGCCCAAUGGAAGGCCUUACCCUCACAGCCAAGGGUCAGUUAG
Messenger RNA from Morchella importuna, 444 nucleotides. RefSeq lists its product as uncharacterized. The coding region runs from base 1 to 444 and encodes 147 amino acids. NCBI's taxonomy places the organism in Eukaryota, Fungi, Ascomycota, Pezizomycetes, Pezizales, Morchellaceae. The record is from RefSeq and is a predicted model, not a curated record. The transcript has a single exon.